Molecule: messenger RNA, 711 nt
Organism: Gymnodraco acuticeps
Lineage: Eukaryota; Metazoa; Chordata; Actinopteri; Perciformes; Bathydraconidae
Gene: pin4
Product: protein (peptidylprolyl cis/trans isomerase) NIMA-interacting, 4 (parvulin)
Exons: 4
Coding region: 98-484 (128 amino acids)
Biological process (GO): rRNA processing
Molecular function (GO): peptidyl-prolyl cis-trans isomerase activity; DNA binding
Source: RefSeq, a predicted model, not a curated record
GCUAAAGAAGAAGACCUGCGCAUGUCCAUCACAACAUAGCAAGCACGCACGCUAUUGCAGUUAUUUUAGUUUUUAUUAUUACAAACUUUAAUCUAAAAUGCCACCGAAAGGAAAAGUUGGCAAAAAGGGCGAAAAAGGAGCAGCUUCAGGAAGUGCAGACGCUGAUAAGAAGGAGAAAGCACCAAAGGGAGGCACUGCUGUGAAGGUUCGCCACAUCCUCUGUGAAAAACAUGGGAAAUGCAUGGAGGCAAUGGAGAAACUGAAGGCUGGAGUCCGUUUCAGUGAAGUGGCAUCACAAUUCAGUGAAGACAAAGCGAGACAAGGAGGUGAUCUGGGGUGGAUGACGCGAGGAUCAAUGGUUGGACCUUUCCAGGAGGCGGCAUUUGCCCUACCUGUCAGUUCCAUGGAUAAACCAGUCUACACAGACCCUCCUGUCAAGACAAAGUUUGGGUACCACAUUAUUAUGAUAGAGGGGAAAAAGUGACGUGGGACUGCUCAACUAUUCUACAGUGUUGGGGUUUUAUUAUCCAGAAUGUUUAAGAAUAAGAAAAUGAUAUGAUCCUCAUGUAUAAGCUUUGUCUUAUCAACACUACCUUAUUGUCAAACUUACCUGAAGGAACAUUCUUACAAUCUUAAACUUGACAUUUAAUUCGAUGGAUUUUCAUUUUCAGUUUGAUAAAUGGCCAAAUAAAUACACUCAAAUACGACAUA